CCUCUGCCUGGCUCGGGAUUUCUUGUGCUAACAUUUUGCUUGAAAACAAUGAGUUUAAAGAACACAGCAACUGUCAAUCUGUGCGGCAGCAGGGUAGCAACAAUUCCAGUGUUCGGGUUGCCCUGGAAGAAAUGAAUGUGCGUGUUGAAUUUUAGGGCCAAGGUGGUGGCUGUGGAGCGGCUGCGGGGGCGGCUGGCACAGGAGGUUGAGGUGGUGCAGACAGAGGAGGCCAGUCUAGCUGAGUAUCGUGCAGAGAUGGAACUGCUGCUGCAAGAAAAGAUGGCCCAUGUAGAGGAACUGCGCCAGAUUCAUGCUGACAUUAAUGCGAUGGAAAGCAUCAUCAAGUCAGCAGAAGACCUACGGAACAAGAGUCUUGAACAUGCCCGACGCCUCUAUGACGAGUAUCACCCCCUAAAGCAGGAGGUGAGUCGUCUGGCAGCACAGCAGCUUGGACAUGACCUCAAUCUGCCCAACCUUGCUGCAGAAGAUGACCCAGUCCCACCAGACUUCUUUGAGAAAGCGGGAGUGGAAUGGAGCAUGGAACAUGAUGACCUGCGUGGUGGUGGCCUGAGCCUGCCGUCGCUUGGGGCAAUGAGUGCUCCUCCAUCAUUCCUGUCACCUCAGGCCCCUCUGCCUGCCCCACUCAGAACGACCCCACACAAGGCUGAUCAAAGGCCGUUACCUCCUCCUCCAGGACCUCCUACCCCAUCAUUUAGGCAACAGCCACCGCCAAUGAAGUCAUGUCUCAGUUGUCAUCAACAAAUUCAUCGGAAUGCACCAAUCUGUCCACUGUGCAAGGCCAAAUCUCGCUCCCGUAACCCCAAGAAACCCAAAAAGAAAGAUUAAUCAUUUGGUCAGAAGUGCAAGAGAUGUUGCAUCACACAAGGGGCAAAGGUGUAACAGUCUGUUGUGCUGCCAUAUGUUUGGACAGUAACGUAUGUGAGUAUUUUUGCUGAAUCGAGUAAACAUUAAUAAUGAUUUGAAUAAGGUAAAGAAAAGUUUAAAAUGUACUGAAUGUCGUAUUUGUGUAACAUUUUCAUAGUCAUAAUCCCUUCUUAGUUUUCAUCGCUUUCUGUUAAUUUUAAAACGUAUAUUUUGAAAUUUAGGAAAGGUUUCUACAAUAGGAACAAGACACAUCAGUUGAGAAUCAUCCUAAAUUGGUGAAUAAAGUAUUGAAAUGCAGCUAAAACAAGUAAAUUUUUUGUGGAGUGUUGAUGACAGCAUCAGCCUACCUCAUCUGUAAGAUAAUAGUGUUGUAUAGUGUAGUGUAGUGGAAUUUGUAUGUGCAUGUGUGUGUGUGUGUGUGUGUGUGUGUGUGCGCGCGUGCGUGCGUGUGUGUUUACUUGGUAAUAUUUUUCAUGGUUUCAUAGUGUGUGUGUAUAAGUGCACACAAAUUUACAUUUGUUCAUAUUCUCUUGCCUCUGUAACUGCUUUUUUCCUUUCAUUCUUUUCUUCAAUCUAGUUCUUACUUGAGGAGACCAGAACUAUCAUACUCAUUUUCAUUCCGUCUGUCCACUCAUGAAUGCAGAUGUGGCACAUACGCAUUACUAGCUCAUGAUUGGGUGAGAAGCAAUAUGUCCAAAAUCAUUCUUUACUCGCGGUAAAAAUUCAAACUAUUUCUUCAUUAAUUUAAAUAUAUUAUUGAAAAAAUAGCUUGAAUAUAUCACAGGAAGCCUACAAUAUCAGACAUGCUGAUUUUCACCCAUUCACAAGCUAGCAGUGCACAUGUGCCAGAUCUACGCUUGUAAGUGGACACUAACUAAUUAAUGGGGAGCAUACACCAGGAGGCACGUUGCUUCACUCACCUGCAAACUCCACCCCAGGUGGUCAUCCCGGGCAAGCCUCCACGCCUCCACAUAGCUGUUCUUCUCAUUCUAAGCCCCUCCAAGGAUUGAUCAACUUACCCCAGCCAUGAGUUAUAUGGACAACCCUUUGUCUCCUCCACUCAUGGUUUUCUUGUACAGAAACAACCCUAUAAGCAGGAUUAACAUACCUACAUAGAGAGUCCACUGGAGGGUGAUCCCAGACCUGGCUAGACAAGCUUGUGUCUCGUCUGCACCACCCUGUGGUCCCCAGGAAAAGUGUGAGAGUGAUUGAUGGGGCAGGGGUGCUCUCCUUCCCCCCCGCAUAUAUCAAAGGGCUGGAUGCCAUAUACAUAUUCUUAACCCGGUAGCAGCGACGGGCCAGAUUUUUGGCUUUACUGCGUACCAGCAACGGGACAUAUUUUUGGCUUGACGUAAACCCCCCAAAAUAGAGGGUGCAUAAUCUGAUCACAAAUGCGUUGCUAUCUAUUAUAUAAUGAUAUGCGUGAGUGAUGAUUUUUUCUCAUUAAUUCGCUUAGAGGGGCCUUUAAGAAACAUGGUCUCCGCAACUACUGCGUUAAAAUUCACUCUCCCAUAUCCCCACCCACCAAGGAGCACUACAAGUGGAGUCUAAUCAUUGGGCUUAUAAGCCCAACAGCCCUAGGGGUAGCAGAAGAGUAUAUGCAGCCACCACCUGACACAGUGGUUGCUGCUUGGCUCAUGGUCACGCAGACUAGCGAUUGACCUCUCCAAGCUAGGAGAGGCUGCUCAUCUUGGCUGGAAUAAGGGACUAAAGAGGUGUGUUGCUAGCUGCAGCACAUGACUGCGACAUUGCUCAACCUCCAGGACUCAUGUCUCUCAGCUUUACAGGGAUGCCACACACGGCAAGCAUGUAGGAGGACUAUGGUUAAGGGCGUACCAAUUUGUCCUCAGGGUUUAGCACAUUCAAUGAAGGGAAGAAUUAUUCAGGAGGAGGGAAUGAAGGAUACAAUUUGGAGUGGCUGAGUGUGCUGUGCUACUCAUCCAGAUAGGCCUGCCCCUAUCCCAGGUGUGUGUGUGUGUGUGGUGUGGUGUGUGUGUGUGUGUGUGUGUGUGUGUGUGUGUGUGUGUGUGUGUUCUAUUAUACAUGUUUAUCUUGUAGUCUACAAAAUAUUGUGGCAGUUUGCUGAGACAGUUGUGUAACUGUAUUUACAUGUUGCUUGUGUAAAGUGUAUUUAAUUUGUACUCUUAUUGUAAUUGUGAAAAAAACUAAUAUUAAUGUCAAAGACAUCUUUUAUAAUUUCAAAUCCAUGUACAAUGUUAGAUUGCAAUCAAACACAUGUCAGUAAAGUAACUUUUUUAUACUAAAGGUAGCUUAAAAGAGAGAUAAAGGUGAGUUGCAAAAUAAUAUGCAUUUGCAUGUUACCUGCUUCUUUAUUGUUACUGUUUACAACAGUAUCCCAGAAUACUCAAGUAUUCUAAUUGUUCUUGAUGUAUAUAUGCAUUAAAGAGCCUUCCACUUACUGAACAUGUGCAAGAAGUUGAAUAACACUUUAACACGUUU
This is a messenger RNA of Eriocheir sinensis (Chinese mitten crab), 3345 nucleotides long. Its product is annotated as zinc finger C4H2 domain-containing protein-like. Gene Ontology annotation, biological process: positive regulation of neuron differentiation. Gene Ontology annotation, cellular component: nucleus. Bases 136 to 846 code for a protein of 236 amino acids. NCBI's taxonomy places the organism in Eukaryota, Metazoa, Arthropoda, Malacostraca, Decapoda, Varunidae. The record is from RefSeq and is a predicted model, not a curated record. The transcript is spliced from 5 exons.